Messenger RNA from Micropterus salmoides (largemouth bass), 2413 nucleotides. It is a transcript of the gene nudt4a, whose product is annotated as nudix (nucleoside diphosphate linked moiety X)-type motif 4a. Lineage: Eukaryota; Metazoa; Chordata; Actinopteri; Centrarchiformes; Centrarchidae. Gene Ontology annotation, biological process: diphosphoinositol polyphosphate metabolic process; diadenosine pentaphosphate catabolic process; adenosine 5'-(hexahydrogen pentaphosphate) catabolic process. The record is from RefSeq and is a predicted model, not a curated record. The transcript has 5 exons. Bases 403 to 1014 code for a protein of 203 amino acids. Gene Ontology annotation, cellular component: nucleus; cytoplasm. Gene Ontology annotation, molecular function: endopolyphosphatase activity; bis(5'-adenosyl)-pentaphosphatase activity; diphosphoinositol-polyphosphate diphosphatase activity.
GUGUUAAUGAUGAACAUGAAGCUCUGUGUAACGCGGGGGCAAACAGGCAGCUUGUUGAGCAGCUCUCAGGUCAGCUGCUAGCUGACCACUGAACACAGAUGUGAGCGAGAUUCUUGUAUUAUGCUUGUUGACAGCGGCACUAAACCGCCGUGGUCGGUACAAUAUACGACCAGACGCAGUCUGACAUUGACCAGGGAUGAAAGAACCGACUUCACACUUUGUCACUGGGACUAGGUCUCUGAAGAAGGUUAAACUGAGAAGAUUUCGGGGAGAUACGCUGCUCCUGCCCUCCCACUUGCUCGGAGAGCCGAAGGUACGUUCUUCAGGUCUGGUUGGAUCCAGAUUUUGGCUUUUGCCAACACUUUUUUGACGUUUCCUGGCACUCGACGAUUGGCAACAUAAAUGAUGAAGUACAAGCCCAACCAGACCAGGACGUACGACGGCGAAGGGUUCAAGAGAAGAGCGGCGUGUGUGUGUUUCAAAAACGAACAAGAGGACGAAGUUCGGCAGCAGACACCUGACGAAGACCUUUCUCCUUGGCAGGUGCUACUGGUGAGCAGCAGUCGACAUCCAGACCAAUGGAUCGUGCCAGGAGGAGGAAUGGAGCCUGAGGAGGAGCCCUGUGGGGCCGCCGUCAGGGAGGUGUACGAAGAGGCUGGUGUGAAGGGAAAGCUUGGCAGACUACUUGGGAUUUUUGAGCACAAUCAGGACAGAAAGCACAGGACGUACGUCUUUACCCUCAUAGUGACGGAGACACUGGAGGACUGGGAGGACUCUGUCAACAUUGGGAGGAAGAGAAAGUGGUUCAAAGUUGACGAAGCCACCAGGGUGCUACAGAGCCACAAGCCUGUCCACGCGGAGUACCUGCGGAGGCUCACAACCACCUGUAAUCCCACCUGCAGUCCUGUGUGUAGCCCGACUAACGGCAACACCCCGAGCUCCCAAGUGAUGGACAACAACACACCUCACUAUGUUGUUUGCUCCUCAAAGGGCUCAGAUUUAGUCAACAGAUAGGACCAUCACCGGGAUGGACACAUCAUCUGAAAAAGACUUCUGUAUUGAUCGCAUUAGUAACGCAGCCUCUUAAUAUGUACAGUAUGGACCUCUUUAAGUUGAUUUGAAAUCUAUUUCGAGUGGGCUUGAAGAGUGCCAAAAUCUUUUCCAAGUAUAUUUAAGAUUUUAUGUUAUUUUUUAACAACCAUAACCAGAUAAUAGAGUAAAUGUGUCCCUGUAAAGUUUCCAGCUUUACAUGGAUUUUCUGUGUGCUGGGGAUGCAAUGUGAGAUCCUUUUCAGUCUUAGAUGGUGAAUAUUUGACUAGCAGUGCACAAAAGUGUUUGGGUGGUUUCCUGAGAAAGUCAUAUCCCCACAAUGACUUGGUGCCAAAAAAUGCCUUUCGGCGAGACGUUUUGAAGAGGAGUUGCUAUAUGUGUAUUAAUUGUGACAUUUUUUGGUAGUAAAGCUAACUUCACCUUCUUCCUAAAGAGAGCUGAGGGCAAUAUCUGCUUUGAUGCAACAAGUGUGAAAAACAUUGCUCCUCCGGUAAUUACCGUCUAACAAGUACACACAGCGUCGCGUCUCUAAUCACUAGUAAGAGUGUAACACUGUAAUAAAGAUUAGACAAAUCUCUGCAAACCAGCCACCACACUGAAAUGGAUACAUAAGUAGUCCUUGCUCAAACAUCCUAUUACUUGUACAUAUAUUUAAUGUAGUCAGGCUGACAAUAUGUUGGCACAGUUAGAUAAAUAUCAGCUUUGGUAUAGUGGAACAAAACUGCAGUCAGCAUAAUCAAAACUUGGACAUGAAAGAGACAGUAUUCAACACUAUAAACACGUAGACUAUUGUACAAGAAAUAACAUUCUGAAGAAACAAAAGUGAAUUCUUGUGAAUGCCUUUGAAGACCAUAUAGAGGAGGCAGUGGCUUGAGAAGAGUGUUUUAGUCUGAUACUUCGAACUGCCUUUACAAACACUAGUAAAAAGUGUAAGCAGUACAAUGCCUCACAACCACACACACAUACACACUGUUAAAAUCAACCCCUUAUAUUUCUCAGCUGUGGUUAUAUUUACAUAAUAGGAUGUUGAAGGAAACUUAAAAUUGAAUGUACAUUAUUUAGUGCGCAUUGCCUGAAUUUAUUUAUGUUUCAUGGGGAAAAAACCCUCCCAGUAUGAACAGGAAACUAUGACAGGAAGUCAUGGUCAGUGUGUAGGCUAAAGGGUUUUUUGUCAAUAUCCCAAAAACAGCCAAAUGAUGUGAUAAAUUCAGUUUAUUGACUAUCAUUGCCUUUGUACUUAAAGGAGCAUGGGGAAGAUCAAUGUUGACUAACCCUUUUUUUCUAUUUGUGCAUGUGUGACUGGAAUACUCUGCUGUGCAUCAUGUUGUAUACAAAACCUUUAAAUAAAAAAACAGAUCGAUCA